Brienomyrus brachyistius is the source of this 3336-nucleotide messenger RNA. Its product is annotated as equilibrative nucleoside transporter 4-like. Gene Ontology annotation, biological process: nucleoside transmembrane transport. The record is from RefSeq and is a predicted model, not a curated record. Gene Ontology annotation, cellular component: plasma membrane. Gene Ontology annotation, molecular function: nucleoside transmembrane transporter activity; monoamine transmembrane transporter activity. NCBI's taxonomy places the organism in Eukaryota, Metazoa, Chordata, Actinopteri, Osteoglossiformes, Mormyridae.
GAGAGCAGGACACGUGACCCCUACACACGUGAGACCCGUUUCUUCAUCUGGAUAUGGAGCCUGUUUGAACAUCGCUUUGCCGCCAUGGCUUGCAGUAAGCGAUAAGACUUCUAAAUCACGCAUCUAAAUGGAUAUUUCCAGAACCCAUUGUAUGUAGGAUGCCGUCAGCAGAUAGAUACCUUUAAAAUCUGAGCAAAGGCAGCAUGAGCCGGGCGAGAUGCGGUGGGACCUGGGGAGAGAAGGAGCCCCGCAAUUUGACAGCUGAGACACGCCACCGUCCUGUGCUUUGGUGACACUAACGGGAUGACAACGGGGUCUGGGACAAACAUAAGUGCUUAUUGUGAAUAUGGAGAUUUGAGGACUGUGAUGGGGAAGGUUCCAGAAUGAAAUCUAGGCUUAAAUCUAGUCACGUAGCAAUAACAGCGAUCAGAAUUUAAGGCUCCAAAGACAACAGUGGGAUGUACAACUGUUCCCUUUGUCACGCGACAAUGACAUAUUAAUAUUUAAAAGAACACAUCCCGGAUUUAUUUCGUAUACAAUCAUAUAUGUACAUGUAUUAAUAUAUGUGUUAGUGUGUGUAUUCAUACAUGCAUGUGUAAACCAAGACUUGCAAGCUCGCCUGCCUGUGUAAAUAGGCUACGUUGCUAUUUAUCAAGCUUUCGCCUUUUCCAUUCAGAUGCUUUUCCAUCUGUGCGCGGUUAAUAAAUUAAGCAAAUGUAAAUAAGCGUUUGACAAAUUCGUGAGUAAAGUCUGCUUCUUCAUUUCCACGAUAGCACGACGGAACCGCACACUGCGCUGAUGAAAAGGAAAGGAAUGAAAUAUGAAAUCGCUUAAAAUAAAUGGUGAAAAAUUAAUUUUAGCCUAAAUUAGCAUGAUAUGUUCCAUAGUGCAUUUGAAAACAUCUCCUUGGUAUUUAUUCUACGCAAAUGUACAGGGUGGGUGCUCUGUGCGCGGAUGAACCCUUUAAAUCUGCUGAAACACUCGUUCCCCCGUUGCUGUUAAUACCGAGUUACUAUCUGUGAUCGUGAAAACGGGAGGGUGGGAGAGAGGGAAGGCGGUAGUGCACCUUGCUCGAAAGCCGAGCACAGCACACGAACAUUUCCCCGAUGGAUGGAGGCUGCAUCCCGCAGCGAAGAUGGCAGAUAAGACGCGUCCCCGGCUUUUCUCUUUAAUGCAGCCACAUCUUUAGGAAGCGAAAGCGCCGAGGAGUCUGCGGAAGGAGGGAGGAGGAACUCUCAUAUUAACAUCCCUGGGAGGAACCACGGCAGAGCUGGGAGACAGUGGGGUCUGGGCCGGGUUCAGAAUGGCGUCGAACGGCAUGGAAAGGCGCCGGCAGACCACGCCCAUCACCACGCCGGAGGGAAAUGUAGUGAUGAGCUUCAGCUUUGAGAGCUACCAGCUGGAAGAGGAGGACCUCCAAGCCAAAGACGUUCCCGACAGAGGGAUCCUUACCUUUGCAGAGCCGGUCUUCGAGGAGCCUACACCAGAUGACCGGUACCAUGGGAUAUACUUUGCUAUGCUGCUAGCCGGAGUUGGAUUCCUGCUGCCUUACAACAGCUUCAUCACUGACGUGGACUACCUACAUCACAAAUUCCAAGGAACGUCUAUCGUGUUUGACAUGAGUCUGACAUACAUCCUGGUGGCCUUGUUGGCGGUGGUCCUGAACAAUGCCUUGGUGGAGACUUUGGGUCUACAUACCCGGAUCACUGUGGGCUACCUGUUUGCUCUCGGGCCACUGCUGUUUGUGGGUGUCUGUGACGUCUGGCUGGAGCAGUUCACCAACAAGCAGUCCUAUGUCAUCAACUUGGUGGCGGUGGGGGUGGUGGCCUUUGGAUGCACAGUUCAGCAGUCCAGUUUUUACGGCUACAUGGGGAUGCUUCCAAAGAGGUACACGCAAGGAGUGAUGACCGGAGAGAGUACUGCGGGCGUCAUCAUAUCCCUGAGCCGGAUCUUCACCAAGCUCCUAAUUAAAAACGAGAGGAAGAGCACCAUCAUCUUCUUCCUCAUCUCAAUCUGCAUGGAGCUCACCUGCUUCAUGCUGCACUUGCUGGUGCGUCGGACCCGCUUCGUGCGGUACUACACCAGCCUUGCCCGCCAGGGUCGCACCGAGGUCAAAGGUCACACGGACCGGGCCACCGGAUACCAGGUCCACCAUGAUGUCAACGCAGAGGAAGAUGAUGGAGCCUUGGGCGUCCUUCCUGCCGAUGGCGAAUUGGCCGGCAGCGGGACCUACGUGAGGUUUGACGUUCCCAAACAAAAAAUAAAGACAAGCUGGCCUACAGUGAAAGACAUGAUCCUGCACCGCUACGUGGUGUCCCGCGUGAUCUGGGCCUACAUGCUCUCCAUUGCGGUGACCUACUUCAUCACCCUCUGCCUGUUUCCGGGCCUGGAGUCGGAGAUCCGCAACGCCACGCUGGGGGAGUGGCUGCCCAUUCUCAUCAUGGCUGUCUUCAACAUGUCAGACUUCGUGGGCAAAAUCUUGGCUGCCGUGCCGUACGACUGGAAAGGCGCCCGCCUGCUGCUGUUCUCCUCCUUCCGCGUGGUCUUCAUCCCCCUCUUCAUCAUGUGCGUCUACCCGGCAGAGAGGCCCACGCUCAGCCACCCUGCCUGGCCCUGCCUCUUCUCCCUGCUCAUGGGCAUCAGCAACGGCUACUUCGGCAGUGUGCCCAUGAUCCUGGCCGCCCGGAAGGUGCCGCCGGAGCAAAGGGAGCUGGCAGGGAACACGAUGACCGUGUCCUACAUGACCGGCCUGAUGUUGGGCUCUGCAGUUGCCUACUUCGCCUACAGUUUCACGGCUCAAGGCUCCGCCUCCCACUCAGAAGCACUGUGGAACUUCACCUCAGGUUACUGAGGAGACCCCCACCCCACCGCCCUUACAAGCCGCGGUAUAAACGCCGCACUGAGCCUCCCUAGUGCUCACUUGGACUUGAUUGUGUAACCGUGCAUAUUUAGACACGUCAACUCAUUGGCGUCGGAGCGCAUCCAUACAUACGCACUCGCGCAUCUGCUAUCCUGUAGUACCACCGCGUUGGACCGCUCUCCAGGCCACGGCGCUCUCUGACAUCUGCACAUUCAGGUCCUUCCUUUGACCUACUUCGCCGUUUCGGUUUCACCUGGACAUGGGUUUUUUCAAACCGCUCUAUUUGAGGCUGAGUUCUCGUCUCCCCCCCUCUGGGUUCUCCCGGAUUAGACUCCAAAAAAAAAAAAACAGGUACAUAAAUAUAUAAAUAACGCUGGUAUGUGCAAGCUGGUUCUGAAGCUGCCAUGGACGUCGAACCCCUUUCCUCCUCUGGUCUCGAAGUCAUUCUGUGUAAAUAAUAAAACCAUCUUUUUGUA